UCCCACUGUUACCCCCACCACUACCACGUCCACCCUCCACCACCGACCACAGGACAUGCGCAGCUCAGACCGGGCUGUGCAGGCGACCCACACCUCACCAAAAUCCACAUUCAGCUGGAAGUGAGGAGCCGAACCCGCCGCUGCUGACAUGGAGGCAGUUAAAGCGUUUAAUGGCGAGCUGUACUCUCUCAACGAAUACAAGCCUCCAAUCUCCAAAGCGAAGAUGACCCAGAUUACCAAGUCUGCAAUUAAAGCUAUAAAGUUCUACAAACACGUCGUCCAGAGUGUGGAAAAAUUCAUUCAGAAGUGCAAGCCUGAGUACAAGGUCCCUGGUCUGUACGUCAUCGACUCUAUUGUCCGGCAGUCCCGGCACCAGUUUGGCCAGGAGAAGGAUGUGUUUGCUCCCCGCUUCAGUAAAAACAUCAUCAACACCUUUCAGAACCUGUAUCGGUGCCCUUCUGAUGACAAGAGCAAGAUUGUCCGGGUCCUCAAUCUGUGGCAGAAAAACAGUGUGUUCAAAAGUGACAUUAUCCAGCCCCUACUGGACAUGGCAGCAGGACUACCACCCCCAAGUGUCACACCAGUAACUGCCAGCAGUGCUGUCCCUGUCAACAAUGCCACUCCUGGCACUCCGGCAACUCCUGCCACUCCAGCCAACAUAGUACCGAGUUUACCAGACUGGGCUUCUCAGAUCUCUAACUCAGACACGAUGACGACUGUAGCUCAGAUCCUACAGAGCCCUCAGGGGCAACAGUUGCAGCAGUUGGUGCAAAGCCUGCAGAUGCAGCAGCAGAAGCCUCAGCCGUCGCUGCUGCAGGCGUUGGACGCAGGCCUAGUGGUCCAGUUACAGGCUCUGACCGCCCAGCUCACAGCCGCAGCUGCAGCAAACACCCUCAACCCCCUGGAGCAGAGAGUUUCCUCCUUCAAUAAGUAUCCUCUCUCUUUACAGAAACUUCUGGGUCAGUUUGAUUUUGGUGGUGAAUCAGAAGCCAGUGAGGAUUCUAAAAAGGACACAGGAUCAUCUCAGCUGCCCAUGGUUUCAGACUCAAUCAACAGCUCUAUUUUCCAUCAGUUGGCUGAGCAGCUCCAGCAGCAGAACCUUGAACAGUUUCAGAAGCAAAUAAUGGAGCAUCAACAGCAUCAGCAGAAGUCCAUGGCAAUGGAAAACCAGGAGAAUAUCUUUGGUUCUGAGAAUUCUGCUCUUCCAUCACAGGGCACAGGCCAAACACAGCUCCAAGAACAGGAAACUAAACUGGACGACUCUAUUGACAACCAGCAACAGGACAUGGAUCUUGAUGAGGGACAAGAUACUGUGGACGAGGAGAUCUUUGAGUCAGAAGAGAAGAAAACCAGUGGAACUCGUUCAAGAACACGCUCUAGGUCUCGCUCCAGAUCUCCUAAAAGGAGGAGGUCCAGGUCACGCUCAGGCUCUCGGAAGCGCAAACACAGGAAACGCUCACGAUCACGGUCGAGAGACAGGAAGAGGAAAUCUUCUCGCUCCUACUCCAGUGAGCGACGAGCUCGAGAGAGAGAAAAAGAGCGGCAGAAGAAAGGCCUUCCUCCUAUUCGCUCCAAAUUUCUCAGUGUUUGCAGCACUACGUUGUGGGUGGGCCAAGUGGACAAGAAGGCCACCCAGCAGGACCUCACUAACCUUUUUGAAGAGUUUGGCCAGAUUGAAUCCAUUAAUAUGAUUCCUCCCAGGGGCUGUGCGUAUAUCUGCAUGGUUCACAGACAAGAUGCUUACCGCGCCCGACAGAAAUUAAGCACUGGCUCUUUUAAAAUCGGUUCUAAGGUUAUUAAGAUUGCCUGGGCUCUCAAUAAGGGUGUAAAGCAAGAGUACAAGCAGUUCUGGGAUGUGGAUCUUGGUGUGACCUAUAUCCCUUGGGAGAAGGUUAAAUUGGAUGACCUGGAUGACUUUGCUGAAGGAGGGAUGAUUGACCAGGAAACAGUCAACAAUGAAUGGGAAGCUCAGCGCAACUCAGCAGAGGCGGCUAAAGAGACCCAGGUUCAGCCUGUAGCUGCUGAAGCCACUACAGUGACCAGUUCCCAGAAUGAAGCCUUCACACAGUCCGUCACCAUGAUGCCUGUGCAGAUCCCAGUGGCACAGACAGUCCCUGCAGUGGGACUGGUACCGCCUGCCUUCCCCGUCACAAUGGCAAUGCCCCCGCCAGGUUUUGGCCCGCCGCCUCCCUUCCUGAGGGCAGGUUUCAACGCCUCACAGCCUCCUCCUGGCUUCAUGGCAACACCUGCUGUUGCCCAGUCAGCUGUUGGAACUGGUCUUGCCUCAGCCCAAACCACUCUGUUGCAGUCUUCGAUGUCAGCUGCUCAAGAACACAACAAGGACUCCACAUUUGGAGGCUUAAUUCCUCCAACAAGCUCCAUUCCAGCAGGAUUCAUCCCCUCAGCAAUGGCAGGAGCAGGAGUCUUUAACCCUGCAGCAGCAGCAGCAGCAGCAGCACAUGCUCAGCAGGCUGGUGCUGAAAAGACUCCAUCUACAGAGAGCAUGGACACGCCUACAGAAUUAACACUACAAGGAAUGCAGAAUGCAGCACGCAGUGGAAUGGGGCUGCUAGGCAUGCAUCCUGCUGCAUCUCUUUCUCAUCCUCUUGCUGGACAAAGACUGCCCGGUAUGCUGCCCCUCGAUCUGCGACCCAACCUCCUUCAGGGAGCUGGAGCCCGCUUCCCACUCCUGAUGCAGCAGGGCCUGGCUCAGCAGGCCAACAGCCUUCUGGAUGCCUCCCUGCAAGCCCAGGCCCGUGCUCGAGCUCCUUUCUCUCAGAUGGAGCACUUCAACAGGACGGAAGGAGCCUUCGCGAGAACCCCAAACCCUGCAGCUGCUGGAACUGAUAACCUGGACAAGGUUAACAACGAGACACCUAACAGUUCGAAUGCUGGAAACCAGCAAGAGGGUGAUCAGGACUAUCGCUUUCCACCACCUGAAAAACAGAGUACAGGUCUGCUGAAAACUCCUCCACUGGAGAUGCGUACGGAGCCCACCCCUGUUAGACCUCCACUGCUGGAGAGGCCACCUAGAGGAGGAGGAGGCAUGCAAGGAGGUGGAGGAGGCAUGCAAAGUGGAGGCAUGCAAGGAGGUGCCAUGCAAGGCGGAGGAGGUGGCAUGCAAGGUGGAGGAGGUAUGCAACCUGAGAACAGAGAAGGACCAGGAAGGAGGGAUUCCCUGCCAGGUGGUUUCCGAGGAGAGUCUCGUUGGGGUCCUCCACGAGGAGACUUUGAUGAGCGUGACAUCAGAGGAAUGCCAGCAGGAGCCCCCAAGGGCUUCCAGGAGGAUCGUCCUAAUCCCAACUUCCAGAAUCGAUUUGAGAUGCGCCCUGGAGGAGUCGCAGGUGGAGGAGGAGGAGGCCCAGCCUGGAACCGUGGAGGCGGAGGAGGAGCAGGAGGAGGUGGAGGAGGGGCCUUCAACGCCAACAUGGACUUCGAUGACCGUCGCCGACCCUGGGAGAGACAGAAGGACCGCGACGACCGUGAUUUCCGCAGGGAAAUGAACGGCAGCCGGCACGGUCGAGAGCAUGACCGCGACAGGGACCGGGAGAGGGACCGAGACCGUGGACGAGAGCGCAAUCGCGAGCGCGAGAGAGAACGAGAGCGAGAAAGGGAUCGAGACAGGGACAGAGAGAGGGAACGAGAGAGGGAGCGUGAUAAUAACGACAAGGAGAAGGAAAGAGAUCGAGAUCGGGAUCGAGAACGUGGCGGCGGAGGCGGUGGUGGCUGGACACCACUCCCCCAACAGCCCCUACUCCCUCUUCCCAAACCUCAGUCCCAGCCUCUACUCCCUCUGCCCACUCCCCUACUGAACCUGCCCCAAUCCCAGCCUGAAUUACAGCCUAAACCACUGCUGCCACACCCGCCGCAACAGGAAGUGCAUCGGCCCGAGCUGCAUCACCCAGCACGACAAGCCGAACCUCAGCCUGAAGUAAAGCCUCAACGUCAGCAGCCUCAACCCCAGUCGCCCGCUGCCCCUGAAGUGACCACGGACAGCACAGUGAAAAAAGAAGACUGUGAUGUGAAGGAGGAGACCUCAGACUCGAAACCUGAGAUUAACCUCAUCGAGCCCAAGCCAGAGCUCGUUCCCGAGGCUUCUCGCACCCCCUCUCCUCCUUCUGAUCCCACAGCCACGCCCACAAUCAUCCCCGACGAGCCCCCAAAACAGGAGGAGCCCUUACAAACACCCACACCCCCCCUCGCGGUUAAAGACAGUGAACACAGUGAACAGACUGGGCCGAAGGCAGAAGCUGAGACUGAUCCUGAGCUAGUGAAAACUGACACUGAGGAAGCAUAAUCAUCACUCAGUAGGUAAAAGAUCAUUUUGUAUAGUUGUCAUCUCUGUACUUAUUUCAAAGGCUUCCACAGGACCUGCUCAGUUCAUGACAUUGCUGCCUGACACCCUAACAAAUGAUUUUACGUUUCACGCUAAUGAUGUACAUCAUAGAUGGCUCUCUAUAGAGGAUUUGAAUGGUAGGUGAUAUAUUUUAAAUAUUUUAUUUUAAUUGUUAUUUUAUGUUUUUUUAGUUUUAAUGCAAGCCCACUGUUUUAAACUAGGUGAAUACAUGGAACUUGCUUGCCAAAAUAUUGUGUAGCCUAAUUGUAAAUGCUGGGGUGGGUGGGGGCGAUUUUGCUCGGGGGUGCUUCGACCUUCCUAUGGAAGAGUGUAAGGAUCCUGGCUUUUUCUAAUGGUUUGAUUGCAGAAUACUUGAAAACAGCGGUCACUGGCCUGUUCUGUCUUUUCUUUUCAAAAACCGCAGCCGCAAAAGUUUGAAAUGAAUGCCAUUGUGGUGUCCUAUGCUUGUUGUCUAUUAAGCAAAACCAAUGCAGUGAGAACAGUGAGUUUUAGUUGCUUUAAAAGGAACCAAAAAAAAAAAAAAAAAAAAGAUUAAAAUAUGAUGUACUAUCCCCAUGUUAAAUGUCUGAUUUUUCUUCAUCAAACUGCAGUGAAUAUACAGCCGUUCAGCCAGAAAAGCUUGCGGAAAGACGAAUGGAUUUUGGGAGCACUCUGUUUUAGUUUCAAAUAAACAUGCUUUGUUUGUUAAA
Molecule: messenger RNA, 5046 nt
Organism: Astyanax mexicanus (Mexican tetra)
Lineage: Eukaryota; Metazoa; Chordata; Actinopteri; Characiformes; Acestrorhamphidae
Gene: scaf8
Product: SR-related CTD-associated factor 8
Exons: 20
Coding region: 149-4297 (1382 amino acids)
Cellular component (GO): nucleus
Molecular function (GO): RNA binding
Source: RefSeq, a predicted model, not a curated record